CCGCCAAAACGCUCCAAGCGCUCGCGCCGCCGCUUCAGCCCGGAUCCUGGGACCCGCCCGGCUGCGUGGCCUGGGUGCUCCAGGGAAAGCCGUCCGGGUCCUUCGCUACCGCUACUGCCGGGGCUGAGCCAAGGUUCCGGGCGGCCCCCGAGUUCAGUCCCACCUUCCUCAGGCUGCCUGCGGCCUCCCUGUGCCUUCCCGCCGCCCUGAGGAUGGACCCCGGACACCCCCCCGCUGGUGCAGACCCCGCUGGUGACCCUGCUCCUGGCCAGGACAUGCUGGGGUUCCUGCCGACCCUGCAGGCGCUGUGGUCCACGCGGCAGCCGCAGCAGUUCAAGGAGGAGGCCUGGCGGGGCUUCGCUGCCCUGGACGACCCGCGCGCUGCCCUCCUGGACCUGUUGGAGGGCCGCAGGGCCUGGCGGCGGAAGGGCUCCUCCCUGGAGGCCUGGCUCACGAGGGAGCUGGAGCGGUGGCUGCAGGCACAUCCUCCCCCGGGGCCCGCCCAGGGCAGCCCGGGGCUGGGGCCACUGCAGGCCCGUGCGGCCACGCUCCUGGCUGAGAGCCCCCUGAGUCUCGUGGAGCCACUGGUCAGCAUCUUCCAGCUGCAGGAUGCAGACCGGGGGUCCCUGCUGGCCCACGUCCACCAGCUGCACCAGGAGGGCAAGUUCAAGGAGGCUGUCAUGCUGGGCACGAAGCUGCGUCUGCAGCCAGAACUGGACGUUGAAAUGAUGAGCGCCCCGCUGCUGCUCCAGGACCAGCUGGGCCUCGUGGAGCGCUAUGUGGAUGGCUUCCCGGGCCUGCAGUGGAGGCUCCUGACCCUCAUGGACUCCUGGUGCCGGCCUGGCUUCGACAUCAGCGUCGUUGCCAGGCGGUACCCGCAGGCGACCCCCCUGACGCUGGAGAAGCUGCGGCCCCGGGCGCUGACUCGGCAGGUGCUGCGCCUGCAGAAGCGCUUCGGCCUGGACCCAGCGUCGUGUCCCCACGCUGUGGGCCAGCAGCGCCUGGCUGCCCUGCGCUACCUGUGCUACAAGCGGUUUGUGGAGGGCAGCCUGUCUCAGGAGGACUGGGCCGACUUCGUGCGGGGCCUGGUGGGGUCCAGCGAGUGGCUGCAGGGCCGGCUGCUGCGGCUGCUGACCUCUCGCAACGAUGCGGCCACGGUGGCCCGGUGCGCGCUGGACCUGUCGCUGCCCGAGGAGUGGCUGCCGGCCACAGUGGCCACGGAGCUCUGCCGGCUCAGGCUCCAGGGCAGGACGGCCAAGGCGCCCCUCGAGGACACGGCGGGCCGUCACUACCAGCUGCCCAUCGCCAGGGAGGACGUCCGCGUCCUGGCCUCAUGGGAGGAGCUGGCCAGGCACGAGGCCGAGCUCCUGCAGCCCGGCCAGGUGGUCGGCCUUGACCUGGAGUGGAGGCCUUCGUUCGGCGCCUGGGACCGACCCCCAGCGUCACUCAUGCAGGUGGCCGUGGAGGGCCGCGUGUUCCUGCUGGACCUGCUCACGCUCACGCAGCCGGUGGACGGGCAGGCGACCCGGGCCCUCUCCGGGCUGGUGUCCCGGCUGCUCUCAGACCCGUCCAUCACCAAGCUGGGCUAUGGGAUGGCAGGCGACCUGAAGAGGCUGGCGGCCUCCUGCCCUGCCUUGGCCCUCGCGCCUGAGCAGCUGCAGGGGGGCCUGGACCUGCUGCCGGUGCACGGGCAGAUUCGGGAGGCCGAUGUGCCUGCCCCGGGCGUGGACCAGGCUCAGGGGCCGCGGGGCCUCAGCCUCCUGGUGCAGCAGGUGCUGGGCAAGCCCCUGGACAAGUCGCAGCAGCUCUCCAACUGGAACCGGCGGCCCCUGGCCGAGGGGCAGCUGCUGUACGCUGCUGCCGAUGCCUACUGCCUGCUGGAGGUGUACUGGGCGCUGUGCCGGGAGCCCACCCGCUGCCACCUGGUGGGGGACCUGGCCAGGAGCCCGAGGCCUGGACACUGCGAGAGGCCGGGGGCUCCGGAGCCGCCCGCCCCACCCCAGCAGGUGCCGGCGGCUGCGGUCGAGGGCGCAGUCCCGGAGAUCCCGGCCCGGGCCUUCCGCGUGGUGUGUGACAACAUGCUGCAGGGGCUGGCGCGCAGCCUGCGCCUCCUGGGCGCCGACGUGCUGGCGCUGGGCAACAGCGAGGACCACCGCCGGGCGGCCGAGGUGGCCAGGCAGGAGGGCAGGAUCAUCCUGACGUCGGGGCUGCCGUACCACACGCUCCGGUCCCAGGUCGGGGCUGGGCGCUGCCUCUGGGUGGACUGCAGCCUCAAGGCCCCGCAGCAGGCCAAGGCCGUGCUCAGACACUUCAACGUGCGCGUCACCCACGCAGACGUCUUCAGCCGCUGCCAGGCCUGUAACUGUGACCAGUACCUGAAGGUCUCCAGGGACCUGAUGACACAGCUCGUGGGGCUCAGUGGCCAGGGAGACCCCAGCAGCGCCGGUGACAAGGCCCAGAGCGAGGACACACAGGAGCCAGGCUCCGCCCCCGGGGAGACGCCGGGCCUCACAUAUGACCCCCCCUGCCGCUGGCUGGAGGCGGCGGAGCUGCGGGCCCGCGACCCGGCCACGCUGGGCAACGGCACGCGGCUGCAGCUGGCGGGGGUCCCGGCGGGCGUGCUGCGGCGGCCAGGCCUGCGCCACUUCUUCUGCUGCUCCGGCUGUGGCAAGGUCUUCUGGGAGGGCUCCCACCUGGGCCGCGUGGCCUCGCAGUUCCACGACGUCCUGGCCGGCCCCCCCGGCUCCCAGGAGCCCGGCCCGGCCCCAAGCCCCUCCUGAGGCGCCCAGGCCCACGGGCCUGCCUGUGACAAUAAAAGCGGAAAAGGCC
Messenger RNA from Myotis myotis, 2829 nucleotides. RefSeq names its product exonuclease 3'-5' domain containing 3 (gene EXD3). The transcript has 22 exons. The record is from RefSeq and is a predicted model, not a curated record. Gene Ontology annotation, molecular function: nucleic acid binding; 3'-5' exonuclease activity. Gene Ontology annotation, biological process: nucleobase-containing compound metabolic process. Bases 213 to 2780 code for a protein of 855 amino acids. Lineage: Eukaryota; Metazoa; Chordata; Mammalia; Chiroptera; Vespertilionidae.